Molecule: messenger RNA, 1164 nt
Organism: Effrenium voratum
Lineage: Eukaryota; Dinophyceae; Suessiales; Symbiodiniaceae
Source: the annotation of a GenBank genome assembly
AUGCCGCCUGUGCCAGCGCUGGCCUUGUCCUCGCCCCACGGCCUUGGGGUCACCACACCGCGCAGCGCAGCGAGCCGGUCUGCCCGCCCGAGCACCACACCGUCUUACAACUGGGAGUCGGCGACGUUCUCGCGCAGUGCGCGGCAUAUUGUCACACCACAGGUUGGCCUUUCUGCCAUGGUCUCCGCCUUGGGAAAUCUCAAGGCUCCCUGGGAGGUCUCCGCCACCCAGAAGUUCACUCCGCGGAUGAGCACCGACGCAGCUGCUUCUGAGAGGCCCUUCUCAGUGGGGCGCUCACGCGCCCAACACAUGCUGAACAUGGCGCUCUCUACCCAGGACGACCAAGCCAAGGUUCGGCGGUUGGAGCAGGCGCUUGAGAUGCCCUGUGUCCGUUAUGAGCGUGCAGCCACUCCGCGGCUGAUGCAGGUGGCCCGAGAUGCCCAAUCUGCCCAAAGAGAGCUCACUAAGAAGGAGCGCCGAGCGCAGCGUGAUGCCGCUUUGGCCAAGCCAAAAGCAGCACCUGCUGCUCCCUCGGUGCAGGAUGAGGACGUGGGCGACGAGGAAAAGGCGGCACUUCGAAUCCAGAGCCUGUAUCGGGGCGGAAAAGACCGAGAGGCAGUGAAGAAGAUGAAGGAUGAAGAGACGCAAGCAGCCCCCAGCUCAGAUCAAGGCUUGGGGGUGAUGCUCAUCGUGCCUGCCACAGGCUUUGAUCUUCAGACCCGUGCGCCGGGUGCUCAGUUCGCAGUUUCAGAAGCCUUCUCCGGGCCUUCGGGCCAGCGGCCAUGGCGUGCAGACCUACUGUACCGCCGACUGGGUGCGGAUCGCUUUUUGCAGCUGCUGGAUGAAGCAGAGGUGUUAACCAAGAAGUUCCAAGAUCGGAUUCGGAAAGCCCGCGGCUUCUUCCACACAGCCAACGGCAUCAUUUGGCACGUCACCCCAGAUGGCGAGGUCAGGGGGCUUCAUGAAAAUGGCUCCAAGAUCCGAGAUCGUGUUCAGGUGACGCCAGAUGACAAGCUGCAGAUUGGGCCGUUCUGCUUGGAUGAGACGCGGACGUGCUCCUGCAUUCACUGGCUCCGCAAGGAUGACCCCACAAAGUCUUGGAAUUGGUCAAGGGACAAUUCCCUGAGAACAAGGGUGCGCUUGGCUACUGGUGAGAAAGCCUAG